GAAGUAACUUCUGUAUUCAUAGGUGGUCAAUGCCUAUCUGAGCAUGGUGGGCAGAAGAAGCGGUGCCCUCAUUCUGGACACCUACCUGAUGACGUCAGCAUGGCAGGGAUCUUUCAAAGGUUUUAGAAAGGUAAAUCUAUUACAAUAUGAUGUGGCAGCUGGAGCAGUAUGUGACAAGGCACACUGGACACUAAUUAUAAUGUAUCUAAAGGAGAUGAGAGCGGUCUACCUGGAUCCGUUUGGGGCAACAGAGGAACAGGUCAAGAAAUGUCAAGCUGUAACAAGAGCACUGGUCCGCACCAAACAUCCAACCAUUACAAAGUGGACCUGUUCAACGGUGCCCCAUCCCAAACAACAGGAUUCUAAAUCCUGUGGUGUCUUUGUGUGCAAGCUUGCAGAACAAAUGUUACUCGUACAAGACAUCAACUAUCCUGUGGACCAGGAGGGGGUGGCCAGGCUGAGGCUAGACCUGGCAGUAACAUUGUUAAAAAACUCAGAUGACCUAUCUGACAUGUGCAAGGCCUGUGGAGAGGCCAGCUCAGGAGCAGAAGUGGAUGAGUGGAUUGAGUGUACCACCUGUGGUAGGUGGUACCAUAUGUCUUGCGUGGGGCAUCCAUCCACAGAUGGUGCUUCUUGGGCAGUAACCCCCAGACGGGCUGGAAGGGGCAGAAGCGCGGCGCUCUGGGCCCCGGCGUGAGCACUCUGCUACGGAAACUUGUGGACUUUGAGUGGCUGGCAAUGCCGACGUGCAAGAAUCUGAGUUGGACUGUUUUUCAGUGUUUUACAGAUUGAGGACACCUCCAAGGUACUUAUUUCUGUUUUUUCAUGCUCAUGUUUUGAACUGUUCAGUAAAGGUUAAAAUGGC
Stegastes partitus (bicolor damselfish) is the source of this 865-nucleotide messenger RNA. RefSeq names its product sentrin-specific protease 2-like. Gene Ontology annotation, biological process: proteolysis. The record is from RefSeq and is a predicted model, not a curated record. The coding region runs from base 44 to 697 and encodes 217 amino acids. Lineage: Eukaryota; Metazoa; Chordata; Actinopteri; Pomacentridae. The transcript has 8 exons. Gene Ontology annotation, molecular function: cysteine-type peptidase activity.